This is a messenger RNA of Cuscuta epithymum, 1672 nucleotides long. NCBI's taxonomy places the organism in Eukaryota, Viridiplantae, Streptophyta, Magnoliopsida, Solanales, Convolvulaceae. The record is from the annotation of a GenBank genome assembly.
AUACUAUGCUCAUCAGCUCAUUUAGUAAUUUUACACAAGAAUCCCAACAACAAAUUAUUAAGUAGUCUAGUGAUUUUCUAUUGAAAAUGAGUAGAAUGGAUGAAGUCAAUUGAUUGAGCUUCAACAGGCAGAAUCCCUCCGUCUCUGCACGGUGUACAUACCGACAGCCGGCCAAUAAUCCGGCCGAGGUGCUAAAUGAACCGUACUCCGCCGUAGUUCAACAAAAGUAAAAAAAGACCUCGCCGGGAAAACAUGAAUGCCCGGUCCGGGUCCGCACAUGAUAUACGCACUCGGAUCUGGGCUGGCCUUGAUGAGCACAUCUAGCGGCCACUUCAGCCCUCACCACUGCCUUACCUACUCCAUCAAUGCUUUCUUCGGGCCGGACAUUGGUUCCUUCUGCGAGUGGUUAUCGUCUACUCUCGGGUUGGGCGUGGAUUUAGGAUCACCAAUUGAGCCAUGGAUCCACGACCCUUUCUACUAUUUCCUCAUUCUGGGCUUCCCUCUUUCUCUGCUCUACAGCUUGGCCUCCAAGUUCCUCCUCCGCAAAGGGUUUCUUGAUUCCAUUUCCAGGGUUCCUCUUACAAAGAUGCAGUGUUUUUUGUUGGUGGCUGCUGGUUCUUUAUCACAUUUUUUCUUGGACCAUUUGUUUGAGAUUUGGAUUAGAGGAAUCAGAACUGAAAUGCUUCUUUUUGGGUUCAAUGAAAGUAUGGAUUUGGACAGAGCUAAGUGAAGGGCGCAUACACGUGUGGAUAAUUGAUUCCUUUUCUUCCUAUUCUCUUUCUUCUUUUAUCUUUUAUUUUAUUUAUCAUUCUAUGUUCUUAUAUUCAUCUUUUAUUUUUGUUGUGUUCUUUAUCUCUUUUAUCUAUAUUAUGUUCUUACGUUAUUUUUCUUAUAUGAUAGCAUUGAUCAAUUCAUGUUAGCCAACUCCAAAUGCUUUUGGGAAUAAGGCUUGAAUGUUGUUGUUGUCACUAGAGAUGGGUUCGUCUUCAACCUUGGUCCGCCAUCCACUUCACCCGCCUUGACUGAAGAAUAUGAGUUCUUGGAGCGGCGGAGGGGCGCAGCUUAGCGGCAGCGACUUGGAGUGCGGUUGGCAGCGACCGUGGAGGGAACUGGUUUGGCAGCGACAAGGAGGGGUCUGAGACAGUGUUGGCGAACAGGGAUCGGGACGACGGCGACGUUGAUGGCUUGGGACGGCAGCAACACACGGGUCUAGGGAUGGAGGUUGCGUGCUGCGAGGUCGAUUUUUGGCGAUGCCCGCAGAGAACUAGCGAGGGAUUGGGGGUGGCCGUGAAAUCUGCGAGUAGAUGGACUGGUGGCGGCGGCCGUGCUAUUGGACGGCGGCGGACGGUGAGCCGGCGGCAGCAAGGCGUGCGGGGAGCGCAGGAAGCCAGAGAUCUUUUGCGUCUAGUUGCUAAGGUUGGAGAAAAAGGGUAGGAGCUUAGGGUUUUAUAGAUAUAACAUAAAGGGUAUAUUUGUCCAUGGAAAUAAUUUAAUUAUUUAUUAAUUACGAAUUUUAAUUAAAUAAUACAAAUUUAGGUAAUAUUUUGAGAAAAAAACUAGUUUGGUCUUAGAUUGGGAAAGUGAAAGUGUUUUAGUCAUAUGGGGGAUAAUUAUUUCUUUAUCUAAAUAGUGUUAUAUCCAAUGUGAAGCAAAGUGUUAAAUCUAAAGAGGC